AUGAUCGGACACGAUGUGCGACUGGAGUACGUCGACGUGACACGCGUGCAGUCAAUGCGUUUGCCGGAACAACCAGUUGAGAUGCACAUUGCGACUGGUUCACGAUUUGAUGAUGCAUGUGCCAGGGAGGAGAUGAUGGUUCCUCCAGAUAACGAUUUUCGAGGUGAGAUAGUGAGCAAAGAACCGCUUGGAUUGGAUGUUUCGUCAGAUGAUGGCCAGGAUGACGAAUCCUCUGACCCUGAUUGCUCUCAGAAGCACCGCGCUCAAUAUGCUGAAACAUGCAUAUUAGAGGGAGAAAAUCGGAUUGGUAUAAUGGUAAAAGAUACGGACUUUGUCAACGAGCCGUGCGCUCCAAUGGUGUAUGUACCGGAAAAAUCUGCGAGAGUGCGUAUUGCGAACGAACCUCUGCGUGACGUAUCAAAUGCCAGGCAGGAGAUGACGAUUCCUCAAACUUCUAAACGUCAAGUUGUGAGCUCUGCGAACAAAGUACCAUGCGGUAAUAACGUUUCGUCAGAUGAUGACCAGGAAUUGACGUUACUUGAAUCGUUUGAUCCCGAACGAGCUCAUAAGGUGCAUACGCGAUCCGGAACCAAGAAGAAAAAAGCAGUUCAAAAGUAUAUGAAAGACUGGGAGCUUAAGUUGCAUUGGCUAGCACCUGGCUCUAACCAAUAUUCUAAAUGCUCGGCUGGAUUUGUUGAUUUUCAGAAGCAUGGUACUACACAAAAGCAUAAACAGAACGAGAGUCUAUUAAAGAAAGCAACGCCAAGUGUUACGACAAUGCUUAAAACGUCAUACAAGGAAAAAAUACGUAACGCCGAACUGCAGUUGUGUGCAUGGGGAGCAGCAAACGAUAAAUCAGCUUCAGACAUUGAAAGUUUUGCCGAAUGUAUUCGUCGUAUAUGCCCUGACUCAGAAAUUGCUAAAGGACUGAAAAUGGGACGAACAAAAGCAACAGCAAUAAUCACUAACGUAUUAGGGGAAGGCCAACACGACGAGCUCAGCGCACAUCUGAAGAAAACGCCAUUCAGUUUGAUCGCUGACGAAUCAACCGACCUCGCAGCCAAAAAAUCCCUUGCAUUGAUUGUCCGCACUUUCUUCUGGCGAAAGGCAAAGUUGGUUGUAGCUGACUGUUUCUAUGAUCUGAUUCAGGUUAUUGAAACUGAUUCAAGAACACUGCAUACUAUAGUAACAGACUGUUUUAAGAGAGAUCAUAUUGACUACCAAUCCAAUCUAUUGGGAUACGCUGCAGACGGUGCUAACAAUAUGACUGGUACUGAGAAGUCGUUAGCUACGUUCCUAAAAAAAGAUUGUCCGUCGUUGUUCGUGCUCAAAUGUAUUUGCCACAGUAUGGCACUGUGCUCGUCCUAUGCUUGUAAACACGUACCAGAUCGAAUUGAACAGGUAUGCCGUGAUAUUUACAACUAUUUAAGCUGCAGUCCACUACGCACUAGCAAGUUCGAUGAUAUCCAGAUACUACUCGAAUUAAAACCAAUGAAAAUGCUUCACCCCAGUGCUACACGUUGGCUUUCUUUGGAGAGCGUAGUGCAGAGGAUUCUCGAUCGUUUUGAAGCUCUAAAAAUUUAUUUCGGAUUUUUAACGAACGUCGAUCAAGUUGAAAAAAUCAAAGUAGUAUCGAUUUAUGAAACUUUGAAUGAUCCGGUUACAAAAUUGUACCUUACUUUUUUGGCCUACAUUUUAAACUUAGUUAACAAGUUGAACAAGCUCUUUCUGAGCGAAACUCCAGAGUUACUCAUACUAAAUUCUAGCGUUUCUCGACUGUUUAGGACUAUACUGGAUUGCUUUUUCAAAUCGGAUUAUAUGCAGAAGCUGAAUGACUUAACAAAGGUCUCAAAUAGAUCAAUAUCGGUUGAUCAGGUAAACCACUUCAGAACAAAUAUAAUGCGGUUCUACAUCACACUCUCCAAUCAAAUAUUGAAACGGUUUAAUUUCAACGAUGGUAUAUUAGUCAAUUUAACAAUAAUUAACCCGGACAACAUUAUAAGUAGGAAACAUACAUCCCUUCUACCGUUGCUGCAAUGUUUCCCAAAUGUUAUAAGUUGUGAUCAAAUCCAAACAAUUGAUGACGAGUAUCGCGAGGUACGAAACAUUAAUUUCUCGGAAUUUUCGAAUGAUCAACUGAAGGAUCCAACUGCGUUUUGGGAGAAAGUUCUCACAAUGGAAAGAUGUGAUGGACAGCUCGCAUUUCCAGCACUCAAAGUUUUCAUACCCUGUAUGCUAAUUUUGCCGCAUUCGUCAGCCUCAGUCGAAAGACUUUUUUCAGCAUAUAAUUUGAAUAAAACCAAACUGAGGAAUAGAUUAGAAACCGAAACAAUGCGAGGUAUUUUGGCUACAAAAUCAUAUGUCAGGCACAAUAAAGAUGCAUCGGGGGAAUAA
This is a messenger RNA of Topomyia yanbarensis, 2394 nucleotides long. RefSeq lists its product as uncharacterized. Bases 1 to 2394 code for a protein of 797 amino acids. The record is from RefSeq and is a predicted model, not a curated record. NCBI's taxonomy places the organism in Eukaryota, Metazoa, Arthropoda, Insecta, Diptera, Culicidae. The transcript has 8 exons.